GUUGGAGAUGAGUUGAUGGAGCGUGUCGUUGAUGUCAAUCGUAUGCUGUACAUGCCGAUACCCUUGUUGGUAAAAAUCCAGAAGGUUUCAUAAUUUUUCCAAUCUUUACUCGACGAAGGCUUAGGGAAUCAGAAAAAAAUGGACGACUUCGAUGAUUUGUUCAACGUCGAUGCUCCUGAGGAAAACCUGCCUCUCCAAGGGGGAGAUGGAGAUGCUGACGACGCCGAUGCGAAUGCGAAGAGACGAAAACUUCUAGACGAUGAUCAUGAUUCUAGUGGUGGAGGUGAUGCCCAAGAGCAGGAUGUAGAUGUUUUUGGAAUUGGGAAAUCUACUACUACAUCAUUGGUAAACCCUCUAGAUUUAGAAGAUGCCCUCGGUAAUUUCGAUGGAGAUCGUCUCACGGCUCUGAGUGAAGAGGCAUUGAAGAGCUUUGAAAAACGACCUCAAGCAGGAGCUUCCUCAAGUGCUUCUUCGAGUGAUGCUGUAUUAUUUGGAGGAGCGACAUCGAGUUCAUCCACCUCCAAAUUGUUCCCGACAUCAACUACGUCUGUAGGUAAAAGAACGAUGAACACUGGUGCAGCAGCUCCAGCAGCAACUGGCUCGUCUUCAUCUUCUUCAUCUCUUUUGAGACCCAAUGCGCUUAGUAAUAUCAGCCAUGGUCGUGCUCCUCCUGCUGGAGAAAGAGAAAGGCUUUUGCCAGCAGAAGAUGAGGCAGAAGAAGUCGCAAGUCUUGAAGGUAGGAAGGCACCUUCGUCAACGCAUUCGCUAUUCAGCGGUUACGGUUCUCGAGCCGCAGUUGAGGCAUUGAGAGCGAAACGUGAAGCGAAUAAUAUUUCAUCCUCCAAGAGCAAGAAACAACAGGCUUCAUCUUCGUCACGCAGCAUCCCCGAGCAAAAGAUGACUGAAGGGCACCUGCGAGGCGUCAUGGCAAGUGUGAGAGAUCAUGCACUUUUGAAUGGUGCUUCUGGAGGUUCAUCUUCUUCUUCGGCAAACCAGAAAGCUCUCGUUGCCACAGGAGGAGUCGAGUCUGCGAUGCAUCUUUCGGCGCGAGCUGGGCGCCCACCCAAUGUUUUGCCGGUGAUCCACAACUGUGUCGCUUCCUUUCAUCUGAAGUGCAAAAUAGACCUACAGGAAGCAACUUUCAAAGCUCGAAAUAUCGAGUACAAUCCUAAGAAAGCGCCAAGUUUGAUCGUACGUCAGCGAGAUCCACGCGCAACCGCGCUAGUCUACGAAACUGGUCGUGUCAUGAUCACUGGAGCCGCGAAUCCAGAGGACGCUAAGCUAGCUGGCAAAAAAACCGCGAAACUGUUUCAGGCCAUCGGAUACAAGGAAGCGAAAUUUGUCAAUUACCAGUUGGAAAAUUUAGUCGCGAUCGCUGAUUUGGGGUUUCCAAUCAGAUUGGAAGGAGUGGCGUUCGACUACCGAGAUCAAGCCUGCUACGAACCAGAACUUUUCGCAGGUCUAGUCUGGAAACAGUGGGAUCCUCAAAUUUCGUGUUUGAUUUUCGUUUCGGGGAAAAUGGUUAUGACAGGCGGAAAAUCCACCGAUGACAUGUACACAGUACUCGACGAAUUGUACCCCAAACUAUUCAAUUAUCAGAAGUAAUCCUUAAUAAAUCCUAUAAUAUCCUCGUUUGAUAUGAUGAACAUCAUGCUGCAAAAGUUCCACUACUACCCGACAACCAUUUUUACAGUACGCACAAGUACAAACUGAAAUCUGCCACUUUGGAAGAUCAAAUCAAUCUGCCACUGGGG
Messenger RNA from Amoebophrya sp. A25, 1754 nucleotides. Lineage: Eukaryota; Dinophyceae; Syndiniales; Amoebophryaceae. The record is from the annotation of a GenBank genome assembly.